AUGGGGACGGUGACGUCGACGAUGGCGGCGAAGUUCGCUUUCUUCCCGCCGACUCCGCCAUCGUAUCAGGUGGAGGUAGACAAGGCGAGUGGGAAGGUUAAAAUGGUGGGGCAGGGGAUCGGCGUCAAGGAAAAUGUUGACGUAUGGAAGUUGGACACGAAGAGAGGGAAUCAGGUAGUGGCGGUGUAUUUUAGGAACCCCGCCGCUUCCCUCACACUUCUCUACUCUCACGGUAAUGCUGCCGAUCUGGGGCAGAUGUACGAUCUGUUUAGUGAGCUGAGUUUGCAUCUCCGAGUCAAUUUGAUGGGGUAUGAUUACAGCGGAUAUGGGCAGUCGACGGGAAAGCCAAGUGAGCACAAUACGUAUGCUGAUGUAGACGCUGUGUAUAGGUGCCUGGAAGAGAAAUAUGGGGCAAAACAAGAAGAUGUCAUUUUGUAUGGACAAUCAGUCGGUAGUGGACCUACUCUAGAUUUGGCGAUUCAGUUGCCAAGAUUGAGGGCUGUUGUUCUCCACAGCCCCAUUGCUUCUGGUCUCCGUGUGAUGUAUCCUGUCAAGAGGACGUAUUGGUUUGACAUAUAUAAGAAUGUUGACAAAAUUCCAUUUGUAACAUGUCCAGUGCUUGUGAUUCACGGAACUUCUGAUGAUGUUGUGGACUGGUCUCACGGCAAACAGUUGUGGGAACUCUGUCAAGAGAAGUACGAGCCAUUAUGGGUGAAGGAAGGGAACCAUUGUGAUCUGGAGAUGCAUCCACAGUACAUCAAGCAUCUCAAGAAGUUCAUAUCAGCCAUUGAAAAAUCUGGUGUGAGGAUUGGAUCCAUUGCACCCAUAGAACUGUCCCAGAAGCCUAGGAAGAGCACAGAUGUGAGAGAACCUUCUAGAUCAAGCGUCGACCAAAGAGAGAAGGUUAGGCUGAGCACGGAGCUCCGAGAAAAGGCUAGGCCUAGCAUGGAUUGGAGAGAAAAAUCAAGAGUCAGUAUUGACCGGAGGGAAAGGUCAAGGAAAAGUGUGGAUCGGCCUGAGAAGGAAAACCUUAGUCUGGAUCAGCAUGAUAAAGCAAGGAACAGUAUUGAUCGUUUCGGUUCCAUGAUACGUUCUGUUGGAUUAUGCAAUAUUGAUUGUUUCAAGCCCACAGCUACAGCUCUCUAA
Linum trigynum is the source of this 1146-nucleotide messenger RNA. NCBI's taxonomy places the organism in Eukaryota, Viridiplantae, Streptophyta, Magnoliopsida, Malpighiales, Linaceae. The record is from the annotation of a GenBank genome assembly.